Microstroma glucosiphilum is the source of this 2348-nucleotide messenger RNA. RefSeq lists its product as hypothetical. The record is from RefSeq and is a predicted model, not a curated record. The coding region runs from base 115 to 2220 and encodes 701 amino acids. The transcript is spliced from 6 exons. NCBI's taxonomy places the organism in Eukaryota, Fungi, Basidiomycota, Exobasidiomycetes, Microstromatales, Microstromataceae.
GCACGCCGACUUCCCUCGUCCUCGCGUCCUGCUGAAGAGGCCAGCCCCUCUUCUCCGCCGAUACCCUCCCUGCCGGGCGCAUAAUCACCCGUCGCCGUACCGGCUCUAGCCAAGAUGCAGGGCAUACCCAUAUCUUCCGCUUCCCCUGCCUCUGCUCCCUCCCACUGGGACACCAGGGGAUUGGCAGCCAUGCCUGCUGAUGAGGCCGCUCCAGGAAUGGCCCCAAGCACGUAUGGCAUCGAGUCUGGUUAUCAGGCCUCUCAGCCCCAGUAUGGUGCAAACUCUUUCCCAUAUGUCCCCAAUUCCUCUUCUACUUCCAUAGGCACCUCCUCGUCCUAUCGACCUCGGUCAGGCGACUACACCUCCGCUCACCGACCCAGCUACGUGUCUGAGAUUCCACCUCCCACGUCGGUCCCGCUCCAGUACUCCAGCAGCGGUGGACCAGCGCCUCGUCAAGCCCCGCUGGGUACGUCUCUCAAUUCACACGACGACUACACCGCGCCGGCGCCUUGGUCUCAAUCUCAGGCCCCUUCCUUGACGGCUUCGCGUAACAACUCCAUCUAUUCCCUCGAUGGUCAAAUGGGGAGCAUGGCUGUAGGACCCGGCAACGGGGCUGGCGUUGAGGGGCAUGCUCCGAUCUCUUCAUACGGAGGGGCACCCUCUCAACCACAGCAGCACCGGCUGCUUACCCAUACCAUCCCCAACGUCCACGCCGAUCGCCGGUUCUCACUGGAUGAUCGGCGUGCGCCUUCUGCCCGCAAUGGCCCAUCCGGCGCCAGCACACCAGGACGAACGUGGCCUUGGGGGGCCUCUCCAUCGGCAGCGAUGACCUCUUCUACAGGCAAUGGGGCCGCAGGGGCAGGACCGACUCCCUCUUCUCUCCCCAGUGCUGCACCUUUCCACUCUCGCGCGUCUUAUGACUACGGGUCCAUGGGCUCACGCUCUCUCCUUCCCGGCAGCAACGGCGGAAAUAUGGGACCUCAUGACUCUGCCUGGCAGAGUUAUGACAGCAGCAACCUUGGAAGUGGAAGCAGAGGCAAUCCUCUUGGUCUUGACUCCAAUGCGCCCGCUCGAAUGCGCGCCAUGAGCUCAAGUGCUGGGCCCAGUCGAGGUCACCCAUAUGCGACGGCCUACGGAGGAGGGAGAGCCUCGUCAGCGUUGAUGGUGACGAAGAGGAAAGUGAAGAAGGGAGCGACGAAGAGGAAGGCGAAGGCGAAGGGACGUCUUUCGACGACUCCCUUCUGCCUCGAGGAUCUCAUCCCGAAGAACAGCUUCACAACUUUGGAGGCGCAGCUCCGAUACCGAGAUACGAGCCGCUCUACUCCGGCCAAGCGCACAACCACAGCUCUCAUGAUCAGCAUCAACGAGCGACUGGGCCCGUCUAUGAUUCUGGCGUUAGAGGUGGCGUGGAGUUCAACAUGCCCUUUGACGGUCACUCUGCAUCUCAACAUCCUAUUCAUCAGUCCCCGCACCAGCAUCAACAUCAGCAACAGCAGCAUCAGCAGCACUAUCACCACCCACAUCAGACUGCAGCAAGCAGUAUUGAUACGUCGGUCAGGAGUGUGGGCAGCAUCGGCAGCGCCGGUGGCGACAGCAGCUUUGAUACAGGAGGCUCCACCGGGCCCACUUCCAUUGGGAGCGCGAGCGCAGCCGCAAUGCCUGGGGGUCCCAUCUCAGGUCCGGUCCCAUUGCACAAGGCUCGCAAGGGCCCUCGGGAAUCGAGUCUGGCGCUCGAGGAACAGACGGUCGAAUUAUCAUGAUGGAGUGUUAGAGGAAGAUGGCAGAUGUUGUUCAUGUAGAUGUACCAGUAAUCUCCUUGUUGUCUCGUCGCCUGUGAUCCCUUUGAUAAUACCAAGGUCCAUUGUGCAUCCCAUUCAUGAACGCUGCCCUUGUGUGCUCGAUGUUGGCCCCCGGCGGAAAGAGAGGUGGAGGCGGAAGGGCCCAGAGAAUAGACAAAGACUACUUUUACAGACGAAAGACCAAUGUCUGCUCAUCUUUAAUAUCAGGUAUCGCGAACAUCAUCGUCUUCGGAGCGUCGUUGGCCUCUGCCUUACAGGAUGUUUGCCCCUCGCAGCUCUUUCUCGUACCUCGCUCUCUCCCCCCUGCUGCCCACACACGUACCCUUCUUGCUGCGCAAUUUCGCUGCCCUCAGAUUUGCCCUACUCUCUUCUCUUGCAUGGACAAUCGUGGUCGUCUACGUACACUGGGGUGCAGGCAUAGCCCCGGCGCUUUCGUGCAGAGAUGUAACAGGAAAAGAGACAGGCUCAGCAGCGGCAGCGUCAAUUUGGCCGACCCGGCAGUCCUCUGGGCUUGCUGCUUCGAGAGGACUUGCUGCUUCGUGGCUGGGG